Molecule: messenger RNA, 1012 nt
Organism: Lotus japonicus
Lineage: Eukaryota; Viridiplantae; Streptophyta; Magnoliopsida; Fabales; Fabaceae
Exons: 1
Coding region: 12-899 (295 amino acids)
Biological process (GO): mRNA splicing, via spliceosome
Cellular component (GO): U2-type spliceosomal complex
Molecular function (GO): RNA binding
Source: RefSeq, a predicted model, not a curated record
GCUAGGGUCGAAUGGCUGGUUUGGGAAAGAUUGAAGAGGAUGAUGAUGCUCGAAGGAUACGGCUGAAAGAGGAGUGGCUUCUUCGAAGGGAACAAGAAGAAUCGGAGGAAGAGGAAUUUGAGGAGGUGGAGGAGGAGGAAGAGGAAUUUGAGGAAGAAGAAUCUCCGGUGGUGAAGGCUCCGGCUCCGGUGGCUGUGUUUGUUCCCAAGUCAGAGAGACAUACCAUUGCUGAGCGUGAGCGUCUUGAGGCAGAACAACGGGCCCUUGAGGAAGUAAGGAUAAGGAGAUUGGAAGAAAGGAGACUUGAGACAAAGCAGAUGAUUCUUGUUCAAGAAAUCCACAUUAUUACUACUACGACGGAUAAUACUGAUGAAGAAGAAGAAGAAGAUGAUGAUGAUGAUGUCAAUGAGGCAGAGGAGUAUGAAGCCUGGAAAGUGCGAGAGAUUGGUAGGAUCAGGAGGGUUAGGGAGGAUAGGGAGGCAAUCUUGAAGGAGAAACAAGAGACUCAGAGGUUAAGGAACAUGUCUGAGGAAGAGAGAAUCAGAGAAUGGCAAAUUAGGAACAAGAAUCCAAAGCAGAAGAAGAAGAACAACAACAAGUGGAGAUUUAUGCAGAGAUACUACCAUUCUGGUGCUUUCUUCCAGGACCAACUUGACACUAUUAUGUUGCACGAUUUUUCUGCUCCAACUGGGCAAGAUAAGAUGGACAAGACUAUAUUACCUAGUGUUAUGCAAGUCAAACGCUUCGGCCUUAGGGGAAGAAGUAAGUGGACUCAUCUCAUCAAUGAGGACACUACUACUACUCAUCACCCCACCUGGACUUGCAAUCAUCAAAGUAUACCAAAACGCAGAAAAUUGAUGUCUGCCUAUUCAUACAAACCCCACCUUGAUGCGCAAUGAGAGACAAAUCAGACGGUAAGCAAAACUUUUACUAUCUGGAGUCCCUAGUAUCUUCAUGAAUUGCAAUGUUUAUUAGGUUUAUUAGUUUUCUCUUAUUGUUGCACAGUCAAAUA